UGAUAACGAGCAUUUAGUAGAAUAACAGUUUUAUAGCCCUUCAACACUUGCUCUAUUAUUUGUUAAUUAUUGAUGCCAUGAGACGCUUUCGUAGAUGUCUAACUAGUCUGACAGUGGCCCUGCUGUGUGUGCAUGUUGGGACAAGCUUGGCUGGUGAAGAUGGCUGUAAAGGUCGGGACUAUGGCCAUGGUAGCACCGUGUGUGUGUGUGACUCUUCCUUUUGUGAUACAAUCCCACCCAUCCAGCUUCCUCAAGUCGGGGAAGCUCUGAUUGUGACAUCUAAUAAGGCAGGGCUCAGAUGGAGUGUUUCUACUGGAAAAUUUUCACAACAUGGGAAUGAGAUCUCUCCAUCUGAAGAUGUGAAAAUUGAAAUAAGCAGCAAUGUGCAAUACCAAAAGAUAAUUGGGUUUGGGGGAGCUUUCACAGAUGCUUCUGGACUGAACAUUCUGAGUUUGCCAGAACCAAUGCAAGAGAUGUUACUGAGAGCUUACUAUUCUGUAAAUGGCCUGGAAUAUACCUUGGGUCGUGUUCCUAUUGGUGGGACUGACUUCAGCACUCGCCCAUAUACCUAUGAUGACUUGAAGGACGGAGAGACUGAUAUGAAGCUGUCUCACUUUGCUCUUGCCGAAGAUGAUUUGAAGUAUAAGAUACCAUUGAUACGCAGAGCAACUAAUAUGUCGUCGACUCCAAUCAAACUUUUUGGUUCAGCUUGGGGUGCUCCAGGCUGGAUGAAGGACAAUGGACAAAUUUCAGGAAAGGGCAAAUUACUGAAAAAAAUGUACAUGACUUGGGCUGAAUACCAUGUUAGAUUUAUUAAGAGCUAUGGAAAGUACAACAUUUCAUUCUGGGGUCUUACCACUCAAAAUGAACCAAGUGAUGGCCUCGAGGAAUCUUUCAAUUUUAAUUCUGUUGGAUGGACUCCUGAAGAUCAGGCAAGAUGGAUUGGACAGCACCUUGGCCCUGCCCUGCACAACAACAGCCUCAGUCAUUUGAAAGUUAUGAUUUUGGAUGACAAUCGUAUCUUCUUACCCAAAUGGGCAGAUGAUAUCAUGUCCGACAGCAGAGCAGCUGCGUAUGUUUCAGGAGUGGCUGUCCACUGGUACACAGACUGGUUCACUCCUAGUUUGGCUCUUGAUCUGACACAUGAGCAUCACCCAGAGCUUUUCUUGCUUUAUACCGAGGCUUGCACAGGACAGUGGCCAUGGCAGCCUUUGAAGGUAGUGCUGGGAUCGUGGGUGAGGGCUGAAGAGUAUGCUGCUAAUAUAAUAGAGAAUCUGGAGCACUGGGUGUCAGGCUGGACUGACUGGAACCUUGCCCUGGAUGUGAAGGGUGGACCAAACUGGGUAAAAAACUUUGUUGACUCGCCUAUCAUUGUUAAUGCUCCACGAGGAGAGUUCUACAAGCAACCCAUGUACUAUGCUUUGGCUCACUUUACUAAGUUCUUGCCAGAAGGCAGUCAGCGUGUGGCAUUGAGAGCUAUUUACUCUGGAGAGUCAACAGCUUCCUUCAGUCAUACUGCAUUUAUACGCCCAGAUAAUGCAACUGUUCUUAUAUUUCUGAAUAAGGGCCAUAAUGUAGCAAAAGUAAGAAUUAUGGACAACGCUGGAGAGAUGGUUCUCUCAGUAGAUCCCCAUACUAUCAUCACACUUGCCUGGAACACAUCAGUUGGAAGGUGAUUUGGUUGUGUGUAUUUCUGAGGUCCUUCAGUAGUCCCCAGUGCUUGUGUGUUGGAACCACUAGGGACUGUACAGUAUUAAUAAAAUUCUCAAGUACC
Procambarus clarkii (red swamp crayfish) is the source of this 1774-nucleotide messenger RNA. RefSeq names its product lysosomal acid glucosylceramidase. The record is from RefSeq and is a predicted model, not a curated record. Gene Ontology annotation, biological process: glucosylceramide catabolic process. NCBI's taxonomy places the organism in Eukaryota, Metazoa, Arthropoda, Malacostraca, Decapoda, Cambaridae. Gene Ontology annotation, molecular function: glucosylceramidase activity.